CAUUCUGACAGUAUCUGCAUACUACUUUCUGUCAAUUUUUUACGCGCAUCAAAUUGUUUCUAUUAAAAGAGAUUCGUUUUUAAUUAAAUGAAAAACUAUUUCAAUUAAUUAUGUAGAAAUUAAAUUGUAAACACGAGAUCAUUCAAUCACUCGGAAGAAUGAAAUAUAACCUCGAAAGUUAAAGGCAUCGAUUGAUGGGCGUUUUGACAACGAUUUAGUGCAUUCCACCGGAAAGAAGGAACAUUUAUUGGUCGAGCGUGAAACACAAAAUUCGUACGCGAUGAAGGAACCUGAAGUGGAUCCAAAAAAUAUUAUAAAAAGCAGAGAAUUGCUUUAUAGACUUAUGAUCAGUCAAUUAUUUUACGAUGGACAUCAAACUUUGGCUGUACAAUUAUCGAAUAUAAUUCAAGCAGAACCUCCAUGCCCCCCGUCCGAUCGUUUACUUCAUUUAAUGUUAAUUGGAUUAGCCCAUGAACCUGAUCGUUCGAAAAAAGAUACAACUAAUUUAUCUACGUUUGCUUCCACGUUUGAUAAUACUUUGGGGCCUGGUCUUGAUUUAGAAUUUGAAACGGAAGCUCAGACACAAGCUCCAGAGCCAGCCCAGUACGAAACUGCCUAUGUUACCUCUCACAAAGGCAAUUGUAGAGCUGGAGCAUUUUCUGCGGACGGCCAGUUAAUAGCAACUGGAUCGGUGGAUGCGUCGAUAAAAAUUUUGGAUGUAGACAGAAUGUUGGCUAAAUCUGCACCCGAUGAAAUGACACCCGGUGAUCAAACCGGCGGACAUCCAGUUAUAAGAACAUUGUACGAUCAUUUAGAAGAAGUGACGUGUUUAGAAUUUCAUCCAAGGGAACCUAUUCUGGUGUCAGGAAGCAGAGAUUUUUCCAUUAAGCUGUUUGAUUUCAGCAAGGCUAGUGUUAAGAAGGCAUUUAGGACUAUUACAGACGCAGAUCAAAUACGUUGUUUAUCUUUUCAUCCAACUGGUGAUUUUCUGGUUGUUGGAACCAAUCAUCCAGUUGUGAGACUAUACGAUGUUAACACAGCACAGUGCUUUGUCUGUAGUAUACCGAGUCAUCAACAUACUGCUGGAAUAACCAGCAUAAAGUAUUCCCCAGAUGCAAAAACUUAUGCAUCGGCUGGUAAAGAUGGAAGUAUUAAGCUAUGGGAUGGUGUAUCGAAUCGAUGUAUAAAUACCUUUGUAAAAGCACACGAUGGUUACGAAGUAUGUUCAGUAACAUUCACAAGAAACGGAAAGUAUUUAUUAUCGUCCGGGAAAGAUUCUUUGAUAAAAUUAUGGGAACUUUCUACUAGUAGAUGUUUAAUAGCAUAUACAGGUGCUGGAACUACAGGUAAACAAGAGCAUAAAGCCCAAGCUAUUUUCAAUCAUACCGAAGAUUAUGUAAUGUUUCCUGAUGAAGCUACGACAUCGUUAUGCGCAUGGAAUUCUCGAAAUGCAUCGAGGAAACAAUUAUUAUCAUUGGGACAUAAUGGUCCUGUAAGAUUGAUCGUUCAUUCUCCGACCGCGCCAGCUUUCUUAACAUGCAGUGACGAUUUCAGAGCAAGAUUUUGGUUCAGAAGAAUGCCGACGCAUUAAAUUGGCAGUUAAAAGAUAAAUAAUUACAUGUUUAUAAAAGCAUAUAAAUUUAUUGAUUCGGUGACACGGUACAUCUACAAUUCGAUUACACAGCAUAUAUUUGCCGUAUGUCGAAGCGACCAAGUUUACUUUUACAAUUUAUGAUAAACUGAUAUACCAUCUAAUUUUAAACUAUUGUACGCAUUCACCUUUGCUGUACUUCGAAGUAAAAAGGACGACAAUGUCCGUUUUGUUUCGAUAUCAACUUACAUCGAUAAUCAAUAUUAUUAAUAUCCGAACUGUUACGACUGACGUAACAAUUUGUGUGUCCAUUAAAUCGUCAAUUAUGAUUAUUGAAAACAAUUGGAGUAAUAUGUUCUCGUUUUUCAUUGUUACAGGUAAGUAACAAAGUGAAAAAUAUCUCUUACAUUAUAAGCAUACAAUGUUUGUUAUGCGCUUUGUAUUUGGUUUUAAUUUUUAGUAAAAACAAAAAAUGUAUUGACUGUUUUUAUUGUUUGGGAAAAAGAUUAUGUAAACUAUAUAGGGAAAUUAUAAUUUAUCGAUACGGCGCUUAACGAAAGAAUUGUCAAGGAUGUUAGGCGAUUAUGGUACUAAUUAAG
Molecule: messenger RNA, 2190 nt
Organism: Megachile rotundata (alfalfa leafcutting bee)
Lineage: Eukaryota; Metazoa; Arthropoda; Insecta; Hymenoptera; Megachilidae
Gene: CstF50
Product: cleavage stimulation factor subunit 1 Cst50
Biological process (GO): mRNA 3'-end processing
Cellular component (GO): mRNA cleavage stimulating factor complex
Molecular function (GO): protein binding; RNA binding
Source: RefSeq, a predicted model, not a curated record